GCCCAGUUGCAAGAAUGAAACAUUAUAAUGAAAACUGCUUAUUGGGAGAACAUGAUGUGGAUGAAGAUGUGGAUAUGUCUGAAGAACAAUGUGGAUCAACUGGAUCCCAUUUAACCAUAAGAGACUUUGACUGUCUAUCCGCAACAACUUCAGAGUCAUCCGUUGGUAUUUUUAGCAGCAGUGCUGCACCUAAACGCAUUUCAGACAACAAAAUAUCAUCAGUAGCAAGCAAAAGCUUUCAAUCAUCGAGUAAAACCACCACCAUGGAUGGGUUUGUAGCAAGGACCAGCAAAUACCAACAAGACACCAUAGAUGAAAAGAUUGCUCGGUUCAUUUAUGCCACAAAUUCUCCUUUUCGCAUUGUUAACAAUAAACACUUCAUUGACAUGGUCGAGUCCUUACGACCAGGCUACACUCCACCUGGUAGAGCAGACAUUGGUGGAAGGUCGCUAGAUACAGUGUAUGAGAAGGAACUUGAACAGUGUGCAAGAAAUACUGAGGGGAAAUUCGCCAGUUUAAGCCUUUAUUGGUGGAGCAAUGUACACAAUGAUCCAGUAAUAUGUGCCUGUGUGACAACAGAAGAUGGGGUUGCACAUCUUUCAGAAACAAUAGAUACAUCAGGAAAUGUCCACACAGCAGAAUAUUUAAAACAAGUGGCAGUGAAAGCUGUAAUAAACUGUGAACAAAAAUUCAACUGUCACAUGCACAGUUUUGUCACAGACAAUGCUGCAAACGUGGCAAAGAUGAGAAGAUACUUAAAAGAAGAAAGGGAAGGAUGCUCCUUAAUAACAUAUGGCUGCAGUGCCCAUUUAAUGCAUCUUUUAGCCAAAGACGUAAGUACUUCUCCAGGAAUAAAAGAAAAUAGAGAUUGUUGCUGCAUUGCUGAUGCUGUCAAAGUUUGGAAGGCACUUCAAGAGACAUUGAAGAAAGAAAUACCAAACCAGAAAGUUAAACUGCAGGCAAUAAAGAAGUGA
Messenger RNA from Gavialis gangeticus (Gharial), 974 nucleotides. RefSeq lists its product as uncharacterized. Bases 15 to 974 code for a protein of 319 amino acids. The transcript is spliced from 3 exons. The record is from RefSeq and is a predicted model, not a curated record. Lineage: Eukaryota; Metazoa; Chordata; Crocodylia; Gavialidae.